GGACAAUAGUACGGGUUUUGACCAAGUUUUGACGAAAGUUAUAAAAUUUUAGUUAAAUACACGAAAUGUUCUUGUGUAGGAUUUUGCGGAUUGAUAUGAUUAAUCGUGUAAAAUGGUUUGGUGCAGUGUAAAUGCAUGCAAAAGCGAUUCGGAGAAGAAAAUUGACGAAUGUUUUUGCACUUAUAUCCCGACAAACCAGAAUUAUGCAGUUUAUGGAUUGCAGCUACUGAAAAGGAAAAACAAAUGUUUUAAAAGAAAAAGCAUACACCAUUCCACCAACUACCCCCGUGUAAUCUGCGUGGAACGAAUUUUGUCAAUAGGCGCCAUAUUGUUUAAUGAUGUAUGACAUUUGUGCAAGCCUGUGAUUGGUUAGCGGUGAAGGCCAUAUAUAUCGGCCGGCCAUUUGAAAUUUUCAAUAAUUUUACUUAGUGUUGCCCAAUAAUCGAUUAUUUAUCGAUAUACCGUUGAUUAUUGGGCAACACUGUUACAUGGUACUGUGUGAUCGAGUGAAGUGUAUUUGACUAUUUGUGCUUAUCCUCUCAACUUUAUCUUAAAGACUUAUAAUACAAAGCCCAGUGAAUCUUUUCACAUUCGUUUUCUUCCGUAGAAAAUGUAUUACAAGUGUUGUGUUUGCGAAAGUUCGCGACAGGACGCUAUUUUGCAUCAUUUUCCAUGCACUGAGAAAAGACUUAAUAAGUGGUUGAAGUGUCUCGAGAAGCAGGUUAAUUUAAAAGAUACACCAAAAAGUAAACUUUCGAAGCUCUUUGUGUGUCAAAAGCAUUUCGAAAGUAAAUUCAUUACUGCGAAAUCCCAUCUUUUAGGCAAGGCGUACCCAUCUCUAUUCACUGAAGAAGAGAUUGCUAGUGGAAUACCGUUGAACGAGAAUUAUACUGAAAAUGAAAAUCCCCAGGUUGAGCAUAAUUACACCCGAGAAAGGCACUUCGACCAUUCGUACUGUAAUAGUAUGUUGAAAGUGUUAAAUAAUUCUUCAAAAGAAACUGGCGGCGCUUAUGAUGAUAAAAUUGGCGACAAAUUUGUAGAAGACAUAUUACAAGAUCGUUUUCAGCAGAAUCCAGGUGAUACAGCUUCACAAGAAACUGGAGUCCUUGAUGGUGAAGAUAACGUUGAGGAGGAUAUAUUCGAAGAAAUCGUAGACGAUGAUUUUCACCAGAUUCCAGGAGAGGCGCAGCCUGCGACGCUGUCGGCGGGCGAGUUCUCGUGGCAGCGGGCGAGCGCGGUGGUGCCGGGCGACGCCGACGACGUCGCCGGUGCAGAGUAUGAUAUGGAAGCGGAGAUGUUCGAGGCCCCGGCGCCGCGGGCCAGCGCUCGCGAGCAGGCCCUGCACGAGGGGUACCGCUGCAACGGCUGCGGCGGGAGCAUAGUGGGGUUCCGCUACAACCCGUGUGCUGGUUGCAGGUUCCGCUACGUGUGCGUGCAGUGCGCGGACGUGGACCUGUGCAGCGCGUGCGAGGCGGCGGGCCAGCAUAUGCGCCACUACGCGCUGCGAGUGCCCGGCCCGCGGGCCUACGACGAGGUGGCCGCGGUGCUGCACAGGGUACGCCAGGCGCUGCUGGCCGACUCCAUCCUGCUCGGGGACGGUUUGCAGAUGGAGGCAGAGGUGAAGGAGGAGCCAGAGGAAGCGGACCCGAUAGCGACGCCAGCGGAUCCGAUAGCGAUGCCAUCGGACCCGAUAGCGAUGCCAUCGGACCCGAUAGCGAUGCCAGCGAACCCGAUAGCGAUGCCAACGAACCUGAUAGCGAUGCCAGCGAACCUGAUAGCGAUGCCAGCGAACCUGAUAGCGAUGCCAGGGAACCCGAUAUCGAUGCAAGCGGUUCUUAUGUCGAUGCCAAAAGAUCCAAUAUCGGUGCAAGCGUAUCCGAUAGCGAUGCCAGCGGCAGCGAAUGACGGGGACGAGUGCGAGAUAGAGGCAGAAGUGAAGAAGGAGCCAGAGGAACCGGACCCGAUAGCGAUGCCAGCGGAUCCGAUAGCGAUGUCAGCGGAUCCGAUAGCGAUGUCAGCGGAUCCGAUAGCGAUGUCAGCGGAUCCGAUAACGAUGUCAGCGGCAGCGAAUGACGGGGACGAGUACGAGUCGGUCGGUGCCGCGUCUGCGGCCGAGUCCACGCAUGCGCUCGAGGCCGACACGGCGGCCAGUGAUGAUGACGACAGCUACGCGCCGUCCGAGGACGACUCGGACUCGGACACAGAGGCGGGCCGGAGCGCCCCCGGACACACAGUCGACUACAGCACACCGACACGCUCGCAGUCUCACCACGCGUCACCAUCUUCGGCACGCGCUGUCAAGCGACCAGCGCCGGAUCCUAUAUGCUACUUCGACCUGAGGAAGAAUGCUGCGAUGAUAGCGGGUGACCGCAGCAAGAGCGACAUGAAGCCAGCGGCGUUGAGGCGGCAGCCGGCUACGCAGCUCCACAGCUUACCUCGCCACGAGGACGACACACUCGCUGACAAGAGACCGUUGUCCGCGGCACAAGUUUUGUUAGACUCUAAACGAGCGCGUGUUAUCCUAGAACGACUCGACGACACUGAAGUACACACGCCGAGAGUCAAGAGAUGACGCUGUCUCAAAACGAAAGACUGACCAAAUAGAUGUGAUAUAUUAUGAUUUAAUAUGGUUUUUGUAAACUAAAUCGUUCCCUUUGUUUUAUCAAAACAAAUGUUAAUGUCUUAAUCUAAAUAGAAAUAACCAAUAUUAUUUUUGCUUCGCCACACAAGACAUAUCUAGUCACUAAUAAGGAAGGCUCUUGAAUCUUUAGUACUCAGUAGGGUCGCCUAGUAGGUACUAAUGUCUCAGGUCAAUCUCAAAGGCGCUAUCGAGUUGUCGGCACCGGUAUGCGUUUGAGUUUGAGUCCUGCAGUUUUGCCUUCGCGAAUGGAAUGGUAAAAGGUUCUGCGGAUUUAUAUCAUAUCAAUAUCGUUCUUUUUUUUUAUUUGACCCGGAUAAGUGUGAAGCUCCGAUGAUCUCUCUAGGUGUUCUCCUUCUUAAAACAUACACGUCUUCUCCAGCAGAUUUGCUCUUAUUACCCUACCCCAAGGCCCUACCCUACCCCUACCUAUCUGGAUAUGUUCACAACAAAAUGAUUCCAUUCAUGGUAUAAGAAAACCAGGUUUGCUCAAUCCUAUGACAAGCCGCCAUUGCCCUUUGAUGACGUGUUACUUACAUUGAUAUCUCCAACAUUCCAAGGACGUAAAUUUUAUUAUAAAAAUUAAGUCUUCAUAAUCAUAUCAUUUAUUGCAUUCCACAAUACACAUUACUUUAUAUAACAUCCUUCUGUAUACCUGUAUUUAAAAAUAAAGAUUUUGAUUUUUUAA
Molecule: messenger RNA, 3326 nt
Organism: Pectinophora gossypiella (pink bollworm)
Lineage: Eukaryota; Metazoa; Arthropoda; Insecta; Lepidoptera; Gelechiidae
Product: protein ref(2)P-like
Exons: 12
Coding region: 611-2572 (653 amino acids)
Biological process (GO): mitophagy; aggrephagy; endosome organization
Cellular component (GO): amphisome; aggresome
Molecular function (GO): K63-linked polyubiquitin modification-dependent protein binding; zinc ion binding; protein kinase C binding
Source: RefSeq, a predicted model, not a curated record